AGCAGCAACAGCAGCAGCAACAACACCUGCAGCAACAGCAGCAGCAACAGCAGCAACAACACCUGCAACAACACCUGCAGCAGCAGCAACAACAGCUGCAACAGCAGCAAGCAGCAGCAGCAACAGCAGCAACACCAGCAGCAGCAACACCUGCAACAGCAGCAGCAACACCUGCAACAGCAGCAGCAACACCUGCAACAGCAGCAGCAACACCUGCAACAGCAGCAGCAACAGCAGCAGCAACAACACCUGCAGCAACAGCAGCAGCAACAGCAGCAACAACACCUGCAACAACACCUGCAGCAGCAGCAACAACAGCUGCAACAGCAGCAACAGCAGCAGCAGCAACAGCAGCAACACCAGCAGCAGCAACACCUGCAACAGCAGCAGCAACACCUGCAACAGCAGCAGCAACACCUGCAACAGCAGCAGCAACACCUGCAACAGCAGCAGCAACAGCAGCAGCAACAACACCUGCAGCAACAGCAGCAGCAACAGCAGCAACAACACCUGCAACAACACCUGCAACAACAGCUGCAACAGCAGCAGCAACACCUGCAACAGCAGCAGCAACAGCAGCAGCAACAGCAGCAGCAACAACAGCAGCAACAGCAGCAGCAACAACACCUGCAGCAACAGCAACAGCAGCAACAACACCUGCUCCAACAGCAGCAACAACACCUGCUCCAACAGCAGCAACAACACCUGCUCCAACAGCAGCAACAACACCUCAAGAACAACAACACCUGCUCCGACAACGACGACAGCAAGAACAACAACACCUGCUCCGACAACAACAACUACAACAACAACAACAACAACAACACCUGCUCCAACAACAACAACUACAACAACAACAAUUCAACAACUCCCAUGGCAGACCUCCCACAGAACAGUGCCGUUGCUCAAACCUUAGUAGAAGCUGUGAAUAAUACCAACAAUAGCUUCAAUGUGAGCAUAAAUCCCAACACAGUCCUAGCAGUAGCGGGUCCAGUUCCGUCUACAACUACUGUGCCUACAGCUGCUGCACCUACAACUACUGCAUCUACAACUGUAGCACUCAUUACAUCAAGGGUGACUUUCAGAUCUGUUCAAAGCACCUUUACAAGUGACUUGAACAAUCCAUCAUCUGCAGCUUUUAUAGUUCGAGCUUCUAUGAUAAAGACACAGCUUGAACCUGUGUUCCAAAGGGCUUUCUCUUCCUCCUUCAACUCCUUGGACGUGGUAUCAUUCAGAAAUGGCUCAAUCAUCAACGAAAUGAAUGUUCGCUUUGCAAGCACAUUUGUUCCUAAUAACACUCAGAUUGCAAGUGUUUUGAUCAGUGCUGCUUCAACCGUUACCGGCUUUGACAUUGAAGGCAGCUCAAUCAACGUGAAUGGCACACCAUCAAGUGGAGUAAGCCACAAGAUCAGUUUCAUUACCGCAUCCUGCCUGGUACUGUUGUCAUGGAUUCUGUCAAGCCAGCGAUAGCAUCAGUAUUAAUUUCUAUUUGAAUUGCCAUCAGAACAUGACUGCCAUUACUGGUAUGAAAAAGGACUUUGUCGACAGUAAAAAUCCAACGUUCAUGAUUGUCUUCGGUCUUGUAGAUCAUUAGAGUAUAAGCUAAACAAAACUUUCUUUCUCUAAAUCACUGCAAUGUCACUAAAUAAUGUCACUAUUUUACUAUUUCUGUAAAUUGUAAUGUCAGUUUGUCUUGCUUUUCUGAGCACUGUGUUAUUAACUUUGUGUCAGCUACUAAAAGAGGGACUUUGUUGCUUGUAAAAGUCUAAGAACAUGCAAAUUGAGAAAUCUGAAUGUUAGAUUUCAAACUGGACUGUUUAUCAAGGUUUUAAAUUUUAUAAGCAAACAUUAUUAAAAAUUUUGUUUUACUUUAAUGUAAAAUGUCUGUAGUUUCCAAAUACAUGUAUAAUUCAGUUUAGGUUUCACUUGAUAACAUAGCAGCAUAACACAGUGCAGCAACAGGGUCAUGGUAUGUCAAACCAAUGCACUGUUAAUUUUCUUAUUUAUACAAAGUGUAUUUAUAUAAUCGUGCAUAUUCUGUGAGGCUUCUUGUAGUUUCUACAAUUUGUACAAUUUCUUUCAGAAACGUUGCAAUGAUCAGAAUACA
Messenger RNA from Micropterus dolomieu (smallmouth bass), 2107 nucleotides. RefSeq names its product bromodomain-containing protein DDB_G0280777-like. Lineage: Eukaryota; Metazoa; Chordata; Actinopteri; Centrarchiformes; Centrarchidae. The record is from RefSeq and is a predicted model, not a curated record.